AUGGAAAAUAUUCGCGUGGUGGUACGUGUGCGGCCGUUUAUUCCGGGCGAAAACCCCCAGCAGUGCGUUACUGUUCAUGACAGACAGAUACGCGUCGGCGACGAUCGGACGUUCGCGUUCGACAAGGUUUUCGAUAUGAGGGCUACAUGCGAUUUAGUGAACAGUUCAGUUGGAGACCCCUUAAUUUCUGCGUUUGUUGAUGGGUACACCGUUUCUACAAUAGCGUACGGACAAACAGGUGCCGGGAAAACACACACCAUGUCACGUCUAUCCAGGUACGUUGUGGAACGUGUACAUAAAAUACUUACGAAUGGCGCCGCCGAGCAUUCAGGCUUAGCUUCACCAGGUGCGAGGUCAAACUCGCUGGCGGAUGCUGAAGCUGCUGCAACUCAGCCCGAGUUUCGGUUUUCGGCUGUGGAGGUAUACAACGAUCAGAUUAGCGACCUUGCCGUUUCUGCAUCGUCAUCAUCAGCCCCUCGCCAGGUUCGAACGUUAUCACUGCGGGAGGAUAAUCGCUGUGGUGUGUUUAUUAAGGGUCUCACUGAGACGGCCGUUGAUUCUGCGGAAGGGUUGCUUACCCUUAUAGAGAGAUGCAUAUCCUCUCGUCGCACUGCAAUGACGCAAGCAAACGAGACAAGCUCUCGUUCCCAUUGUCUACUGACUGUGGCGCUCGUUUACCGGGGCAAAGUCGGACGGUUUGCCCUCGUUGAUCUUGCGGGGAGCGAGCGGAUGAAAAAGGCACACGGCGCAACGCCGAGUGCUGCAGGUGAAGGACAUUCGGGAGCAGCUGCGUCGCGGGUUAGAGAGGGCAUCAGUAUCAACAGUGGUCUCUUGGCCCUGGGGAAUGUUAUAUCGGCUUUGUGUGCACGCAAGUCACAUGUACCGUACCGAGCGUCGAAGUUAACGCGCCUCCUUCAACCAAUGCUUAGCGGCAACUCAAAAACGACAAUGAUAGCUUGUGUUUCACCAGUGGCUGCGUCAUUCGAGGAAACCCUCAACACGUUAAAGUACGCGAACCGUGUGAAGUCUCUCCGCACGACGCCAUUGCAAAUGGCUGCUGUUUCCUCCAUGGAGGACGCGCAGCGUGCCAUAGAAAUGCUGCAUCAGCAACUUCUGGAAGCGAAGCAAGUGGGUUGUGGGCAGUUUUCCGGCAUGCCAUCAUUUCCAACUGGCGAUGUAAAUGCAAAGUUGGAGGAGCUGGAGGAGAAACUAAGGGUGGAACAGAAGCUUACGCAGCGCCUAAAGGACGAUCUUUUCAAUGCGGAGUACACCGCGAUGGUUGAGGUUGAGAAGCGGAAGAGUCUCGAAAAGCGGAUUGCACUUCUUGAGUUAGUGGAGAAGGAACGAUGUGUGGGUCGUGCGUCAACGAGCACUGCGGAGGUUAGUGCCGUUGGUAGUACUGUGUCGUGCCCUAGAAGGUCAGCAGAGUCUAGUGACCCUUCCGACGAGGGCGGGGAUAUAGAAAACAACAGGAAACUUCUAGAGAGACUAGAAGCAGAGCGGGAUGAACUCGAAGCACUUAAGAAGCAAAAGGAGACAGACUCUAAGCGGCUUGCAGAACUCGAUAUGGGAGGACAACAUUCCAUAGGGUGUGACUUUGACGGUAGCUUCUCGCAGGAGAAUCUUUUGAGAGACAUUGCCCUGAAGGAGCGGCAUAUUCAGGAACUUAAGCAGCGAAACGAAGAGGCCGUGUGGGCACUGGAAGACUCAAAGCGCAACCAGGAAGAGGUUCUUUCCGUGAAGCGUCGUCUUGAAGAAGACCUAGCGAAUGCGGUCACGAAAUUGGAAUCAACUGAAAUGGAGCAACAACGGAAGCAGGCGGAGCGGAAUAGGUUGUUUGCACUGCAUGAGGAGCGGCUACGCAAGGCCGAAGAAAUGGCUGAAACCUACAGGCGUCGUGUGGAGGAGGCGACAUUGCAGCUCAAUCAGCGUCAAUGUAACGAGGAACUGAUUCAACAGCUCCAGGCACAGAUUCCGGAGAUGCGUGAAGAGUUGAAUCGCCACGUCGUUGCUGUACGCGAGGGACAGCAGCGCGAGCAGAAGAUGGCUGCCUCAUAUGUACAAAAGGUCAAGAAAAUGAAACGACAGAUGCGUGAGACGGAGGCUCAGGUCUCUCGACUUCAGGUGGAGCUACAGAAGAAGGAACGUGAAAUUGCUCGGGUUAAAUCCAAUAUUGCUGAUAGGUUCGACCGCUGCCUAUCUAAAGCCCACGUCGAGCGGAAGCAACUGUUGCGAAACCUUCAAUGCGAUUCUUCCGGCCGAUCUUCCAGCGUACAGAGGGAAAUUGACUUAGAGCUGAGGGCGCUCGCAACGAUUGAAACAGAUCUUGAUGAUCUCAUGUUGGAACGUUGUGAAAUGAAAGCGCGGCUCGAUGAGGUUUGCGGAAGCCCCAACGUGGUGAAUAGUUGCGCGGUGGCAGCGAAAGGGUUUGAGUGUCAAUCCCGUCGCGCCGGCUCGCCAAACAGUUGUAGUGGUGCGCAGGCUGAGGCUUCUACUGACUACAGCGAGGCGCUGGGUGAUGGAAAUGCUGUUGUGAAGGAACAGGCGACGAAUCCACUGGUUUUCCAAACGUUGAGGCGACUGGAGGAGGUGGAGGACAGCAUCGACAGCCUUCAAGAGGCACGUAAAUACCACUUACAGCGGGUCCGGCGUCUACAAAAUAGCUCGGCUUCGGCGCAGGGUUCUGUUACGUCCAGAGCUUGUGAAUUGCUGCAGCGCAGCAUUAGUGAUUCUUUUAGACAAACUUCAUGA
Messenger RNA from Trypanosoma brucei brucei TREU927, 2751 nucleotides. Its product is annotated as kinesin, putative. Gene Ontology annotation, biological process: microtubule-based movement; mitotic spindle organization. Gene Ontology annotation, molecular function: ATP binding; microtubule binding; microtubule motor activity. NCBI's taxonomy places the organism in Eukaryota, Euglenozoa, Kinetoplastea, Trypanosomatida, Trypanosomatidae. The record is from RefSeq and is a predicted model, not a curated record. The coding region runs from base 1 to 2751 and encodes 916 amino acids. The transcript has a single exon.